AUGGCGUUCUACGCCUCGUCAAGGGUGCCUCUUGUUAUUCCUGCCUAUAGCGACACGCAGCUGACCACGACGGUCCCUGUUUGCCACCAUCAUGCACCUUGUCCCAGCGCGUCUAAUACGAGAUCUGUACGCGAAUAUAUUGCAUCGUCCUCGCCGCCUGCCCUUCGUAAACCAUGCUAUCGUCACAUCCCACUACCGUCGCAAACUGGGAGUGACAUCCCGGUAGUGGUACAUCCACUCUUACGACUAAGCCGAGGAGAGAUCAUGAUGGAGCUCGACUUUGCUCGCAGUCUGUCGGGCGUACGCGUGUUUAGUCACCAUAGCUGUGUGAACAAGGCAGCGACCAACCCGCCUCUUCCGUCAUUGGCUGUUGUUCACCCAAUGCUUCCAUGGCCAGUAGUCAUUCAUAGGUCGGCCAUCGAGAAUACCUGUCCCGCUGCCGAAGUCUUUAUAUCAUCGUUGUCACCGCUCCUCGAAAAUAAGGAAGAUGCGCCCUUCACCAGCUGUCGCAGCGUGUCAGAUUGGGCGGAGCGAGAAAUAAUUUCCAGGCUUGUGUAUUUGAGGGGAAAGACACGGUUUAUAGGUCUCCAGGCUGUAGGAAGCGACACAUGGGAACUACUUGUUGCGAGGCCACGCAAGUCUCUCCUAUGUGGCGGUCGGGAUAUUUAUUUGGGGCACUAG
This is a messenger RNA of Guyanagaster necrorhizus, 681 nucleotides long. RefSeq lists its product as uncharacterized. The transcript has 2 exons. NCBI's taxonomy places the organism in Eukaryota, Fungi, Basidiomycota, Agaricomycetes, Agaricales, Physalacriaceae. Bases 1 to 681 code for a protein of 226 amino acids. The record is from RefSeq and is a predicted model, not a curated record.